Molecule: messenger RNA, 405 nt
Organism: Aspergillus niger
Lineage: Eukaryota; Fungi; Ascomycota; Eurotiomycetes; Eurotiales; Aspergillaceae
Exons: 2
Coding region: 1-405 (134 amino acids)
Biological process (GO): carbohydrate transport
Cellular component (GO): membrane
Molecular function (GO): carbohydrate:proton symporter activity
Source: RefSeq, a predicted model, not a curated record
AUGAUUUGGGCGUGUAAUGGCGACGUCUAUUGUGAGAUGAAAUACAUGAUUUCAUUCGGCGCAACAUGCGCUGCUUUACUCUGGACUUAUCAAAAUGAGGUGCUCCCUAUCUCAGCGAGGGGGACAGGGACUGCCCUUUCGGCUUGCAUUAAUUGGGUUUAUUUUGCUUUGGGGGGUGUUUGCAUUGCGACUUCUAUUGUUAUGUUUUUGUUUUAUCCAGAGACUGCGCAGCGGUCGCUUGAAAAGCUUGAUCUGUUGUUCAAGCCGAACCGGCGUAAGCUGAUUUGUUUGGACUGGGAGGCUUGUCAGAAAGGGUCAUUGCUGCAUCGUGAUUUGGAGGGCGUGAAGGCGGCACGGCAGCUGGAGUUGGCACUGGCCAUGAAAGAGAUUGGGAAGGCAGUGUGA